AUGGGCUUGGGCACCAUAGGGAGAACAUUCUCCUGUCUUUUUGUCUUUUUUAUAUUCGCUACCCUGAUUGGAAAGUCUUCAGCUUCUUUGGGAGACCACCUCCCGGAGUUCAAAGAAUGUGUCAAGGUCUGCCAGGCUGAGAACUGCAAAGAUGGCAAUUCGGUUAUUCCAUUCCAUCUCCGCCUCAUGCUCUGGAACUGUCCGGCUGAAUGCGAUUAUACCUGCCAACAUGUUGUCACUGACCUCCGAGUCGCUCGAGACCCUCCGAUGAUCACUCCUAUCGUCCAGUUCCAUGGAAAAUGGCCGUUUCGCAGAAUGAUCGGCAUGCAGGAACCGUUUUCUGUCAUCUUUUCUCUGCUGAACUUCCUGGCCCAUUGGCAUGGUAUUUCCCGAAUUAAAGAGUCGAUCCCAGCCUGGCAUUCCCUCCGGAAAUACUAUAUUUGGUUUGGAUACUGUGGUCUGGCGUGUUGGACGUUUAGCACGAUCUUCCACUGCAGGGACUUUCCACUCACGGAGAAGCUGGACUAUUUCGGAGCCGGGGCGAAUGUCAUGUAUGGUCUCUAUCUUGCUGCCAUCCGGGUCUUGCGCCUAGACCAGGAGACUCCCCGGUUUAAACCGACGUUGCGCCGCCUAUUGACUGUGCUCUGUGCUGUCCUUUACACCUUGCACGUGUGCUAUCUGAGCUUCUGGUCAUGGGACUAUACCUACAACAUGAUUGCCAAUAUCGUGGUUGGAAUGAUAUCGAAUGUACUGUGGGUCGGAUUCAGUAUCUAUCGGUAUCGGAAGCAGCAGAAAAUGUGGACCGCUUGGCCAGGAAUGAUUGUUCUCUGGAUCAUAUUGGCCAUGAGCCUGGAGCUGCUUGACUUUCCCCCCUGGCAUGGGCUGAUCGAUGCCCACAGUCUCUGGCACCUCGGGACCGUCAUUCCAACUGCAUGGUGGUACUCGUUCCUUAUCAAGGACAUUCAAAACGACGUAGCUGGGAUACGAUACAAGGCUUGA
This is a messenger RNA of Aspergillus chevalieri, 999 nucleotides long. Its product is annotated as PGAP3/PER1 family protein. The record is from RefSeq and is a predicted model, not a curated record. Bases 1 to 999 code for a protein of 332 amino acids. NCBI's taxonomy places the organism in Eukaryota, Fungi, Ascomycota, Eurotiomycetes, Eurotiales, Aspergillaceae. Gene Ontology annotation, cellular component: endoplasmic reticulum membrane. Gene Ontology annotation, biological process: GPI anchor biosynthetic process. The transcript has 4 exons. Gene Ontology annotation, molecular function: hydrolase activity, acting on ester bonds.